This is a messenger RNA of Populus trichocarpa (black cottonwood), 7810 nucleotides long. RefSeq names its product DNA-directed RNA polymerase subunit beta''. Gene Ontology annotation, molecular function: DNA binding; DNA-directed RNA polymerase activity. The record is from RefSeq and is a predicted model, not a curated record. Gene Ontology annotation, biological process: DNA-templated transcription. The coding region runs from base 8 to 4192 and encodes 1394 amino acids. The transcript has a single exon. Lineage: Eukaryota; Viridiplantae; Streptophyta; Magnoliopsida; Malpighiales; Salicaceae.
UCGGAAUAUGGAGGUAUUUAUGGCCGAACGGGCCAAUCUCUUCUUUCACAAUAAAGUGAUAGAUGGAACUGCCAUUAAACGAAUUAUUAGUCGAUUCAUAGAUCACUUCGGAAUGGCAUAUACAUCACACAUCCUGGAUCAAGUAAAGACUCUGGGUUUCCAUCAAGCCACUGCUACAUCUAUUUCAUUAGGAAUUGAUGAUCUUUUAACAAUACCUUCGAAAGGAUGGCUAGUCCAAGAUGCUGAACAACAAAGUUUGAUUUUGGAAAAACACCAUCAUUAUGGAAAUGUACACGCGAUAGAAAAAUUACGUCAAUCCAUUGAGAUAUGGUAUGCUACAAGUGAAUAUUUGCGACAAGAAAUGAAUCCGAAUUUUAGGAUGACGGAACCCUUUAAUCCAGUCCAUAUAAUGUCCUUUUCGGGAGCUAGGGGAAAUGCAUCUCAAGUACACCAAUUAGUAGGUAUGAGAGGAUUAAUGUCGGAUCCACAAGGACAAAUGAUUGAUUUACCCAUUCAAAGCAAUCUACGGGAAGGAUUGUCUUUAACAGAAUAUAUCAUUUCUUGCUAUGGAGCCCGAAAAGGAGUUGUGGAUACUGCUGUACGAACAUCAGAUGCUGGAUAUCUUACGCGCAGACUUGUUGAAGUAGUUCAACACAUUGUUGUACGUAGAACAGACUGUGGCACCACCCGAGGGAUUUCUGUGAGUUCUCGAAAUGGAAUGAUACCGGAAAGAAUUUUUAUUCAAACAUUAAUAGGUCGUGUAUUAGCAGACAAUAUAUAUAUGGGUCUACGAUGCAUUGCCACUCGAAAUCAAGAUAUUGGGAUUGGACUUGUCAAUCGAUUCAUCACCUUUCGAACACAACCAAUAUCUAUUCGAACUCCUUUUACUUGUAGAAGUACGUCCUGGAUCUGUCGAUUAUGUUAUGGUCGAAGUCCUACUCAUGGCGACCUGGUGGAAUUGGGAGAAGCUGUAGGUAUUAUUGCGGGUCAAUCCAUUGGAGAGCCGGGUACUCAACUAACAUUAAGAACGUUUCAUACCGGCGGAGUAUUCACAGGGGGUACUGCCGAACAUGUACGAGCCCCCUCUAAUGGAAAAAUCAAAUUUAAUAAGGGUUUGGUUCAUCCCACACGUACACGUCAUGGGCAUCCUGCUUUUCUCUGUUCUAUGGACUUAUAUGUAACUAUUGAGAGUCAAGAUAUUAUACACAACGUGACUAUUCCACCAAAAAGUUUUCUUUUAGUUCAAAAUGAUCAAUAUGUAGAAUCAGAACAAGUGAUUGCUGAAAUUCGCUCGGGAACAUACACUUUGAAUUUUACAGAGAGGGUUCGAAAACAUAUUUAUUCCGAUUCAGAAGGAGAAAUGCACUGGAGUACUGAUGUAUACCAUGCAUCUGAAUUUACAUAUAGUAAUGUCCAUCUUUUACCAAAAACAAGCCAUUUAUGGAUAUUGUCAGGGGGUUCGUGCAGAUCCAGUAUAGUCCCGUUUUCACUACACAAGGAUCAAGAUCAAAUAAACGUUCAUUCUCUUUCUGUCGAAAGAGGAUAUAUUUCUAACCCUUCAGUAAAUAAUGAUAAAGUUAAACACAAAUUCUUUAGUUCAUAUCUUUCGAGUAAAAGUAAAAAAAAAAGUAGGAUUCUUGAUUAUUCAGACCUUAAUCGAAUGAUAUGUACUGGUUUCAUAUAUCCUACUAUUCUCCACGAGAAUUCUGAUUUAUUGGCAAAGAGGCGAAAAAAUAGAUUUAUCAUCCCAUUCCAAUCGAUUCAAGAAAAAGAACUAAUGUCCCAUUCCGAUAUCUUGAUUGAAAUACCUAUAAAUGGCAUUUUCCGUAGAAAUAGUAUUUUUGCUUAUUUUGACGAUCCCCAAUACCGAAGAAAGAGUUCAGGAAUUACUAAAUAUGUGGCUAUAGGGGUGCAUUCAAUUGUCAAAAAAGAGGAUUUAGUUGAGUAUCGAGGAGUCAAAGAAUUUCAGCCAAAAUACCAAAUGAAAGUAGAUCGCUUUUUUUUCAUUCCCGAGGAAGUGUAUAUUUUACCCGAAUCUUCUUCCCUAAUGGUACGGAACAAUAGUAUCAUUGGAGUCGAUACACAAAUCACUUUAAAUACAAAAAGUCGAGUAGGGGGGUUGAUCCGAAUAGAGAGAAAAAAAAAAAAAAUGGAACUUAAAAUCUUUUCUGGAGAUAUCCAUUUUCCGAGGGCGACAGAUAAGAUAUCCCGAUACAGUGGUAUCUUGAUACCACCAGGAACAGUAAAAACAAAUUCUAAGGAGUCGAAAAAGGUGAAAAAUUGGAUCUAUGUCCAACGGAUCACACCUACCAAGAAAAAGUCUUUUGUUUUGGUUCGACCAGUACUCAUAUAUGAAAGAGGGGACGGUAUAAAUUUAGAAAGACUUUUUCCGCCGGAUUUAUUGCAGGAAAAAGAGAAUCUGAAACUUCGAAUUGUCAAUUAUAUUCUUUAUGGAAAUGGUAAACCAAUUCAGGGAAUUUCUAACACAAGUAUUCAAUUAGUUCGUACUUGUUUAGUGUUGAAUUGGAACCAAGACAAAAAAAGUUCUUCUAUCGAAGAGGCUCGUGUUUAUUUUGUUGAAGUAAGUAUAAAUGGUCUGAUUCGUGAUUUCCUAAGAAUCCACUUAGGGAAAUCACGCAUUUCCUAUAUCAGCAGAAAAAGGAACGAUCCAUCAGGUUUGGGAUUGAUCUCUGAUAAUGGGCCAGAUCGCACCAAUAUUAAUCCGUUUUAUUCCAUUUAUUCCAAGACAAGGAUUCCACAAUCACUUAAACAAAAUCAAGGAACUAUUAGUAUUAGUACGUUGUUGAAUAGAAAUAUGGAAUGUCAAUCUUUGAUAAUUUUGUCAUCAUCUAAUUGUUUUCGAAUGGAUCCAUCCAACGGUGUAAAAUCUUAUAAUGUAAUAAAAGAAUCAACUAAAAGAGAUCCUAUAAUUCCAAUUAGGAAUUUGUUGGGCCCUUUAGGAACAGCCCUUCAAAUUGCGAAUUUUUAUUCAUUUUACCAUUUACUAACUCAUAAUCAGAUCUCGGUAAUUAAAUAUUUGAAACUUGACAAUUUAAAAUUAAAACAGACUUCAAAAGUACUAAAAUAUUAUUUAAUGGAUGAGAACGGUAGAAUUGUUAAUCACGAUCCGUACAGUAACAACGUUUUGAAUCCAUUCAAAUUGAAUUGGUAUUUUCUCCAUCAUAAUUAUCAUCAUAAUUAUUGUGAAGAAACAUUCACAAUAAUUAACCUGGGACAGUUUAUUUGUGAAAAUGUAUGUAUGACAAAAAACGGACCACGCCUAAAAUCAGGUCAAGUUCUAAUUGUUCACGCCGACUCUGUAAUACUAAGAUUGGCUAAGCCCUAUUUGGCCACUCCAGGAGCAACUGUUCAUGGCCAUUAUGGGGAAAUCCUUUAUGAAGGAGAUACAUUAGUUACAUUUAUAUAUGAAAAAUCGAGAUCUGGUGAUAUAACGCAGGGUCUUCCAAAAGUGGAACAGGUGUUAGAAGUGCGCUCAAUUGAUUCAAUAUCGAUAAACCUAGAAAAGAGAGUGGAGAAUUGGAACGAGUGUAUAACAAGAAUUGUUGGAAUUCCUUGGGGAUUCUUGAUUGGUGCUGAGCUAACUAUAGUGCAAAGUCGUAUUUCCUUGGUUAAUAAGAUCCAAAAGGUUUAUCGAUCCCAGGGGGUACAGAUCCAUAAUAGGCAUAUAGAAAUUAUUGUACGCCAAAUAACAUCAAAAGUCCUGGUUUCAGAAGAUGGAAUGUCUAAUGUUUUUUCACCCGGAGAACUAAUUGGAUUGUUGCGGGCGGAACGAGCGAUGCGCGCUUUGGAAGAAGCGAUCUGUUACCGAACCGUAUUCUUGGGAAUAACGAGAGCAUCUCUGAGUACUCAAAGUUUCAUAUCCGAAGCGAGUUUUCAAGAAACUGCUCGCGUUUUAGCAAAAGCUGCUCUCCGCGGUCGUAUCGAUUGGCUGAAAGGCCUGAAAGAAAACGUCGUUCUAGGUGGUAUGAUACCCGUUGGUACCGGAUUCAAAGGAUUAGCGCACCGCUCAAGCCAACAUAAGAUCAUUCCUUUCAAAACCAAAAAGAAGAAUUUAUUCGAGGGGGAAAUGAGAGAUAUUUUGUUUCACCACAGAGAGUUAUUUGAUUCUUGCAUUUCAAAAAAUUUCUAUAAUAUAUCAGAACAAUCAUUUAUAGGAUUUAACGAUUCCUAAGAGUGGAUUCGUCCUUUUAACUGUCGGUGGUCCCGUGAUUUCUUACAUUUACAUGUGAUUUGUUAAUAUUUGUUAUUUGUUAAUAGUAAUAAAUAAAAGUAAUAAAUAAAGAUAAUAUAUAGUAAGAAAUAAAGAUAAUAUAAAGAUAAUAAGGAAUAGAAAGAAAUUAAUCGCUUGGAUCGUGUAUCAACGUCCAAUUACGGGAAAAGAAAAGGUUCCAUCGGAACAAUUAUUUAUUUCAGGGUAUCUCGUUUCUUUUUUUUUUCAAAGAAAAAAAAAAGAGAGGAAGUGUGGAGAGAAAUGAUAAGAAGAUAUUGGAACAUUAAUUUGAAAGAGAUGUUGGAAACAGGAGUUCAUUUUGGUCAUGCUACUAGAAAAUGGAAUCCGAAAAUGGCACCUUAUAUCUCUGCAAAGCGUAAGGGUAUUCAUAUUACAAAUCUUACUAGAACUGCUCGUUUUUUAUCAGAAGCGUGUGAUUUGGUUUUUGAUGCAGCAAGUAGGAGAAAACAAUUCUUAAUUGUUGGUACCAAAAAUAAAGCAGCUGAUCCAGUAGCGCGGGCUGCAAUAAGAGCUCGGUGUCAUUAUGUUAAUAAAAAAUGGCUAGGCGGCCUUUUAACGAAUUGGUCCACUACAGAAAUGAGACUUCAAAAGUUCAGGGACUUGAGAAUGGAACAAAAGACAGGGGGAAUCCACCGCCUUCCGAAAGGGGAUGCGGCUCGAUUAAAGAGACAGUUAUUUCACUUGCAAACAUAUUUGGGCGGGAUUAAAUAUAUGACAGGGUUACCCGAUAUUGUAAUAAUCGUUGAUCAGCAAGAAGAAUAUAUGGCUCUUCAAGAAUGUAUCACUUUGGGAAUUCCAACAAUUUGUUUAAUUGAUACAAACUGUGACCCGGAUCUCACAGAUAUUUCGAUUCCAGCGAAUGAUGACGCUAUAGCUUCAAUCCGAUUAAUUCUUAACAAAUUAGUAUUUGCGAUUUGUGAAGGGCGUUCUAGCUAUAUACGAAAUCCCUGAUUAAUAAUAAGAUAAAUAAAUUCUUUUUUGAAUUCCAUAGAUUGACGGAAUCCGUUACUAUUUAUGAAUCUCAUAAAAGAGAUAAAAAACUGGGGAUAUUAUGUGAUUAGUUGGUAUCUAAAAUAUACAAUUCAAGUGAGCAAGUCGAAAAAAAGACGGUUGAAUCAAAAUAAUUUCUUGUAAAGUUUUCUUUCUUUCAGAGGACAAUAUGAAUGUUCUAUCAUAUUCCAUUAACACAUUAAAAGGGUUAUAUGAAAUAUCUGGUGUGGAAGUAGGCCAGCAUUUCUAUUGGAAAAUAGGCGGUUUCCAAGUCCAUGCCCAAGUACUUAUUACUUCUUGGGUUGUAAUUGUUAUCUUAUUAGGUUCAGCCAUUGUAACUGUUCGGAAUCCACAAACCAUUCCUACUGACGGUCAGAAUUUCUUCGAAUAUAUCCUUGAAUUUAUUCGAGAUGUGAGCAAAACCCAGAUUGGAGAGGAAUAUGGUCCAUGGGUUCCCUUUAUUGGAACUUUGUUUCUAUUUAUUUUUGUUUCUAAUUGGUCAGGGGCGCUUUUACCUUGGAAAAUCAUAGAGUUACCUCAUGGGGAGUUAGCCGCACCCACGAAUGAUAUAAAUACUACCGUUGCUUUAGCUUUACUUACGUCAAUAGCAUAUUUUUAUGCGGGCCUUAGCAAAAAAGGAUUAGGUUAUUUCGGUAAAUACAUACAACCAACUCCAAUCCUUUUACCCAUUAACAUUUUAGAAGAUUUCACAAAACCUUUAUCACUUAGCUUUCGACUUUUUGGAAAUAUAUUAGCGGAUGAAUUAGUAGUUGUUGUUCUUGUUUCUUUAGUACCUUCAGUGGUUCCUAUACCUGUCAUGUUCCUUGGAUUAUUUACAAGUGGUAUUCAAGCUCUUAUUUUUGCAACUUUAGCUGCGGCUUAUAUAGGUGAAUCCAUGGAGGGACACCAUUGACUAAGUUUCGAAAUAGUCUUUUUUAGCUUAGUGCAAGGUAAUCUAUGCCUUGCUCGAGAUAAUCUUCUUCGUGAACAUAAAUAUACACAUAAAUAGACAAAAAAGUCUAUAAGAUCUAGAAGAAUAGUAAAAAAGAUUACGAUAUUAGGGAAUUGUAAAAAAAAAAUUAGGUUCUAUAGAGCGAUUCCCAUUUCAGUCGGUUUUAUUCAAUUCAAAGAUUGACCAAAAGAAAAUAUUAAUAAAGAAUAAAUUACAUGAACUUAGAUCAACCAAAGACUUAUAUUUCUAUGCAAUGAUUUAGACUAAGAAAUUCGCCCAUUUAGAUUGAUUGUAUCCAUGUGGGAUAAUGCUAAAUUCUAAAUUAAAUAAAAGGAAGAUAGGGGUUUACAAAAAAUGAGAUUCAAGAGAAAAUGGUUUCGUUAGAAGAGUGGGAUCAAACUAGGUAUAUGUAAUAUAUAUAAUCGCUAUAAGCCAACUUUCCUUUAUAGAUGUUUCGAAAAAUGUUUUUAAAAUACGACUGAAUCCAAGAUACAAAUAGUUGGUUUACGUUAUGGAAUAAAGACAUGUAUAUGUAAUAGUAGGCUAGUUAUAUAUGAGCUAAAAGAUAUAUCUAAUCCGCCCUCCUAUUACUGAGAAUUGGGGUAGGGAUUCCAAUAAAAGUCCUUCUGUUUCAUUUGUAACUGUGAAUUCAAUUCAAUAUUGAAUAAAGAAAUUCAAUCAAGAAAAAGAACGAAGAGUUCGAAUUCAAAGAAUGGUUCGGAACAAAGAAAGAAAUGGAAAAACAAAAAGUUGUAUGAAUUCUAUGAAUUCACAAAAACUCUGUGGAUAGGAACUAUAAAAUAGAUAUCGAAGUAGUUCUGAUGAUUCAAUAAUAUUACUACUUCAAUUGGGAGCUCUUAGUUGCGUUACUUUGACUAGAUGAAAAUCUUAUCGAUGGAAUAAUUAAGUCAUAAUUUAUUGGUUGAUUGUAUCAUUAACCAUUUCUUUUUUUUGGUGCGAGGAACUUAUCAUGAAUCCAUUGAUUUCUGCCGCUUCCGUUAUUGCUGCUGGGUUGGCCGUUGGGCUUGCUUCUAUUGGACCUGGGGUUGGUCAAGGUACUGCUGCGGGCCAAGCUGUAGAAGGUAUCGCGAGACAACCCGAGGCAGAGGGGAAAAUACGAGGUACUUUAUUGCUUAGUCUGGCUUUUAUGGAAGCUUUAACAAUUUAUGGACUGGUUGUAGCAUUAGCACUUUUAUUUGCGAAUCCUUUUGUUUAAUCCUAUAUUUGAUUUGUUUAAUCUAAUCCUAUAAAAAAAUACGUAUUUUUUUUUUUAUUGUCUUGUACUUGCUGCUUGCUUUUUCGAAUUCUAUCAAGAUUUUACUCCUACAAUUAUUUAUUUUGUUUUAUUUUUAUUGGGACAAUAACCCAACGGGAAGGAUUGAUUGGGGGAUGAGGAAUUAGUAUACUGAUUCACUUUCUUCCUUCCCCUUUCUUAGUUAGUCCAAUCCAAACUUUUUUAAGGAAGUGUUGUAACAAAAAAAAAGUAGAUAUUUCGCAAUUGACACGAGAUCUGAUACCCAAUUCUAAUAAGUAUUGUUCUUAAUUAGAAAUUUACAAUUGAAAAAAAAAAAAUAUAAAAUAAAAUAAUCUAGAAAAAAAAAAAAAUAAAUAGAUAA